AUUCAAUCGUAAACACGGCUAUGAUUUGAUUCGAGAAUAGCCGGCGGUUAUUUUCGUCGGCUAUUUAUAUUUCUGAUAUUGAGAAAUCGCCUCCAUCGCUCGCUAUGAGUGCGAAGUAUUUGAAGAAUUUCUAUGCUGUUUAUUAUAUUCUUUUGAGCACAUAUUUGUUAGAUGCCAAAGUUGCAAAACGAAGUCAGGUGGAUAAAAUUAUAGAGAAUGAAAUUACUUACAAGCUGGCUGAUGACCUCGUACAGAGUAUUGAGAAGAAGUUUAAUGUGGACUUAGAACGGUCAUUGGAUAUGGUAAUGACGAAAAUACAUCUCCUGCUGCAAAACGGGACCCAGAACACUCUUGACCGGUUUACGGAGCUGCAAACUUCUUUGGAUGACAUGAAAGUAAAGGCACCAGCUAAGGUCGACAGCUGCUUGCAACAAAAAGACAACCAAUCCACGUCACUGACAGAGAAGGCUCUGCACCAGAUGGUGGUGUGUGGGUACGCGCUGAUCGGCCAGGACCCAGUACUGGCCAUCAACAAGAUCCAUACCCUGAAGAAUAUGAUCAGAGAUGAAGUUAAACCGGUAAAGAUCAACGCUCAGAAGAAGGGGAUUUAUGAGUUGUUAAGAGUCUGCGGUCACGAGCACGAUUCUCUGAAGAAGGUCGUCAAAUGCGUCAUCUCGAAGUCACCUGCUUUAAAAUCAGUCGUGAUGUCAAUAACGGGAAAGCUGAUUGACGGUAUAGUGGAUCUGACCAAGAUGCUGGCCCACGGAGCUAUGCACGAAGCCUGUCUAAUAGAAGUACUGAAGACUGCUGAAGACGAAGCAGCAGAAAUACUGGCAGAAGUCAAAACGUGUGUUCACAGUGAUGAUUCAUUGAGACUCAAUGGGGAUAAUUCUCUUAUUGAAAAUUUAAAUAAAGGUGAUAUAAAUACGUUGAAAGACAAGGAUGAAAAUGAUGGAAAUGACGUUGAUCUAAAAAACAAAUCUAAUGUUAUUGAGGAUUCAAAAAAUAAUUUGAAUUCAACUGAUCUAUUGCAUAAAAAUACUGAUUAAAUUGCUACGUAAGUAUACUGAGUACUAAUUAAAUCUGCAUCCGAAUAUUCCACAGCCCACGUUAGAUAAGUACUCUGAUCCCGUUUAUAAUAAGAAGGAAAUUUUCAUAUAUUCCUGAAAUCAUGGAGCCAAAGAGCUUUACGUCAAACAUGAUUUAUAUUGAUAGUGUUAAUCUAAGAUCUAUAGAUCUUUACAAUUUAUGCGCUGUAAAAAGAGGCCGGGUUUACGAAAUAGUUUGCGGAGUUAUCGGCCGAUUUUGUUUACAUUGCGCGUUAUGUUUGGUUUAUCGUAAAUAUGUUUCGGGAGCGACCGUUAAUGGAUCUCGGUCGUGUUUGGAUUUUCGGAACGGGGAAAUUUCGCAUCGCGCGCCCGAGGUAUCUUUUCCUCGUUGGGAAAAUUAAAAACUGAAGUCAUAACACCAAACAAAAAA
Molecule: messenger RNA, 1479 nt
Organism: Aricia agestis (brown argus)
Lineage: Eukaryota; Metazoa; Arthropoda; Insecta; Lepidoptera; Lycaenidae
Exons: 6
Coding region: 105-1049 (314 amino acids)
Source: RefSeq, a predicted model, not a curated record